AUGCGUCACGAACACUCAGACUCCACAGUCAUUCAGCCAUCUCAGUUCUCAUCUGAGUCACAAUGCCUAUCUCGCAAAAAGUUGGAAGGGCCUUUUGAGAUAGUGGCAUCCAAGAGUAUUGAUGUUAAUAAAAAUAGAUCAUUUGGAAAGAGGGAUGUUGGUAAUUCGAGAGUCGUUCCUGAUGUCGGUAAGUAUGACGACCGUGUUGACGCCAAUGCCCUCAUCUACCUUGCAGCCAUCCUUGAGUACCUCGUUGCUGUGGUCCUGGAGUUGGCUGGAAAUGCAGCGAGGGAUAACAAGAAGAAUAGGAUCAUUCCGAGGCACAUCCAACUUGCUAUCAGAAAUGAUGAGGAAUUGAGCAAGCUCUUGGGAACUAUCAUGAUUGCCAGCGAUGGUGUUUUGCCUAGUAUCCAUUAG
Musa acuminata subsp. malaccensis (wild Malaysian banana) is the source of this 417-nucleotide messenger RNA. The record is from RefSeq and is a predicted model, not a curated record. NCBI's taxonomy places the organism in Eukaryota, Viridiplantae, Streptophyta, Magnoliopsida, Zingiberales, Musaceae.